AUGAAUCAACAACAGCUCAUUACAUCCAUGAUUCCCUCAAUCAUAACCGACACUUUGACUUCAUAUGGACUCUCUAUACCUCAACAAGUUCUCGUCGGAAGUCUUGCUUUCCAUCUCAUCUUGUACUUGUUCGUCAUGAAAAUAUUAUGUUUGACUCUGAUUAAUCCAUCGUUUUAUAAAACUCUCUCAAAACGAGAUCAAAACGAGUACGAGUCACGUAUCAUUUCCUCUCUUCACUCAUUUGCAAUGGCAUUUGGUGGAAUGGCAAUUUUAUUCAACGAUCAUGUGUUUUUAUACGAUUGGAACAUUAUGCACAGGUCACUGGCAACUGAAUGCUUGUUUUACUUCUCCACGGGAUACAUGCUUAUUGAUUUGUUGUUUGUCUUGUAUUAUUAUCCUCAAAUUGGAGGCAUUGAAAUGGUGAUUCACCAUGUUUUUAUUUCGUCAGGCCAAAUGUAUCUUGUGGAAAGCCAAAUUGGAGAAGUGUUGGGUGUUUGGGUCACACAAACCGAGCAUACCACCAUUUUCAUUAAUAUGAGGUGGUUUUUGGACAAGGCUGGAAUGAAGGAAAGCGCAAUCUAUAUUUUCAAUGGACUCAUGAUGUGGCUGGUGUGGUUCCUGGUACGAAUUGGCUAUGCCGUUUUUAAUGUUGUCUUUUUUGUGAGAAAGUGGGAUGAAUGGAUGAAGUUGGUUGAGGAGAGAGGAAAUUAUGGAGUUUUUCAUCUUGUUUUCUUCAUUAUUCAAUGUUUGAAUUUGGGCUACUUGAAUAUCAUGUGGUUUACCAAGUUGACAAGAGGAGUCAUUAAGGCUCUUUUCAGUAAGGACGAAACAAAGAAGAAGACUGCAUAA
Molecule: messenger RNA, 849 nt
Organism: Naegleria lovaniensis
Lineage: Eukaryota; Heterolobosea; Eutetramitea; Acrasida; Naegleriidae
Exons: 1
Coding region: 1-849 (282 amino acids)
Biological process (GO): lipid homeostasis
Cellular component (GO): membrane; endoplasmic reticulum
Source: RefSeq, a predicted model, not a curated record